Molecule: messenger RNA, 1707 nt
Organism: Histoplasma mississippiense
Lineage: Eukaryota; Fungi; Ascomycota; Eurotiomycetes; Onygenales; Ajellomycetaceae
Product: T-complex protein 1 subunit alpha
Exons: 6
Coding region: 1-1707 (568 amino acids)
Biological process (GO): protein folding
Cellular component (GO): chaperonin-containing T-complex
Molecular function (GO): ATP binding; ATP-dependent protein folding chaperone; ATP hydrolysis activity
Source: RefSeq, a predicted model, not a curated record
AUGGCAGGAAUUUUUGAGGCUCCCCGGAAUGCGGGACAACUCUUUCUUGGAGGACAGAAAAUCAGUGGUUCUGAUAUCAGAGAUCAGAAUGUUCUUGCGACUCAAGCCAUUGCCAAUGUGGUGAAAAGUUCCUUCGGCCCCUCCGGGCUCGACAAAAUGAUGGUAGAUGAUAUUGGGGAUGUUACUGUUACCAAUGAUGGAGCAACUAUCCUAAGCUUGUUGGACAUCGAACAUCCCGCGGGAAAGAUCCUGGUGGACCUAGCAAAACAACAAGACAAGGAGGUCGGUGAUGGAACCACUUCCGUUGUUUUAAUAGCAGCCGAGCUUUUGCGACGAGCGAACGAGUUGAUGAAGAACCGGAUACACCCCACUACAAUAAUCACGGGAUACCGAUUGGCACUUCGGGAAGCCGUGAAGUACAUGAAUGAGAAUAUCAGCACCAAAGUUGAGCAUCUCGGAAGGGACAGUUUGAUAAAUAUUGCGAAGACAUCAAUGUCAAGCAAAAUUAUAGGAGCUGAUGCAGACUUCUUCGCCAACAUGGUUGUUGAUGCGAUGCAGCAAGUCAAAACUACGACGCAGCGAAAUGAGAUCAAAUACCCAGUUAAGGCUGUCAACUUGCUCAAGGCUCAUGGGAAGAGUGCUACUGAAUCUUUACUUGUCCAUGGAUAUGCUCUAAAUUGCACAGUUGCUUCACAAGCCAUGGUUACUCGGGUUACUGAUGCAAAGAUUGCUUGUCUUGAUAUGAACUUGCAGAAAGAGAGGAUGAAACUUGGUGUUCAUAUCACAGUCGAUGACCCACAAAAACUUGAGAAGAUCCGUGAAAGGGAGUCUGGAAUUGUCCUCGAGAGAGUGGAGAUGAUACUAAAGGCGGGCGCGAAUGUCAUCCUCACGACUAAGGGUAUUGAUGAUCUUUGUCUCAAGAUGUUCGUCGAGAAGGGCGCGAUGGCAGUUAGGAGAUGCAAAAAGGAGGACCUUAAACGAAUCGCCAAGGCUACGGGAGCGACGCUGGUUAGCACACUAUCCGAUCUUAAUGGUGAUGACAAGUUUGAACCAUCCAGCUUGGGCCACGCAGAAGAGGUGGUACAGGAGCGGAUAUCCGACGAUGAGUGUAUCCUUAUCAAAGGAACCAAGGCCCACACUGCCGCGUCGAUUAUUCUCCGUGGUUCAAAUGAUUUUCAACUUGAUGAGAUGGAACGUUCCGUGCACGAUUCUCUCUGCGCUGUCAAGAGGACACUCGAGAGUGGAACCAUCGUUCCGGGAGGUGGUGCCGUUGAGACCGCCCUGCAUAUCUAUCUCGAGGAAUUUGCUGUUACAGUCGGCUCCCGCGAACAACUCGCCAUCGGCGAAUUCGCCCAAUCCCUCCUCGUCAUUCCCAAAACCCUGGCUGUAAAUGCAGCUAAGGACUCAUCCGAGCUCGUCGCCCAACUCCGUGUCCGCCAUGCCCUCUCUCAGCGUGUUCAGGAGGGAGAGGCUAACGCGGAAGAGAAAGCCAUCGCCAAGAAGAAGAUGUAUAAGAACUACGGCCUUGAUCUAACAAGAGGCAAAGUUGUGGAUUGCGUCAAGGCGGGUGUCUUGGAGCCCAGCAUGAGUAAAGUGAAGCAGUUAAAGAGUGCGGUGGAGGCUUGCAUUUCGAUUAUGAGGAUUGAUACGCUGAUUAAACUUGAUCCUGAGAGGAAGGCUGAGGGUGAUGGGCAUGGGCACCACUAG